Molecule: messenger RNA, 1512 nt
Organism: Diplodia corticola
Lineage: Eukaryota; Fungi; Ascomycota; Dothideomycetes; Botryosphaeriales; Botryosphaeriaceae
Product: calcium proton exchanger
Exons: 5
Coding region: 1-1512 (503 amino acids)
Biological process (GO): intracellular calcium ion homeostasis; calcium ion transmembrane transport
Cellular component (GO): fungal-type vacuole membrane
Molecular function (GO): calcium:proton antiporter activity
Source: RefSeq, a predicted model, not a curated record
AUGUAUGCGAUAAGAUCGCGUGCGCGUCAAACCAGCUGGAGGGCAAGCGCAGAGGAUUCAGGUCAGAGUCGCCGAUGGUCUGGCAUUCUCCCCUUCCACGCUGCCCAGCAACUCGAUGAGGAAGCGGCAACCGAUGGCAGCAAGAGGGGCGAACCUUCGCCCGAAGAUGGAAGUCGACGAAAUGAGGGAAAUGACGUUGCAAAUUCUGCAAAGCUCAUUUCGCGUCCACCUGGAAGGCCUGGCUCUCAGGUUUCUACCGAUAGGAUCGAGCGUUUAACACAGCCAAAGCGAUUCAUGAGCAGAUCCACUUUGGAACCCUUUACUAUCAUGACGAGGUUCCCACAUGACAUCACCCCGUGGACGCAGUUCAAGUUCGUUGUGCUGGAUAGCUGGGUCAAGCUCCUGUAUCUGGCCACGCCCGUUGGCUUUGCCCUUUACUACAUCAACACGAAUCCCAUUGCAGUAUUCUGCAUCAACUUCCUGGCUGUUGUUCCCAGCACGGCUGCGUUAGGCUUCGCGGUGGAUGAGCUCAACCUCCACUUUGGCGGCUUCGUUGGCGGUUUGAUAGGCGCGACCGCCGGAAACGCGGUCCAGCUCAUCAGCUCCAUCCUGUUGUUGAAAUCCAGGCAGAUUGUUGUUCUGAAAGCGUCCCUGAUCGGCACGAUCCUCUCCAACGCGCUUCUCAUGACCGGUGCGGCGUUUUUCUUUGGAGGUAUCAACCGUGUUGAACAAUACCUCAACCACUCGGCAACGACAGCAAUCACUUCCAUCCUCCUUCUCGCGAGUCUCAGCAUGACUCUCCCUACGGCUUUUCGUCUCCUGACCGCCACGGCCCAGAAGUCUGUGCUGAAGCAAUCGCGUGGCGCAGCAGUCAUACUCAUCGUAUUGUAUGUUUGGUGGCUUCUCUUCCAAUUGAAGACGCACUCCGUGAUGCUUCGUGAGCCUAUUAAAAAGAUGAAGAGGAGACCCAAGGUCGAAUUGGUAGGCGUGGGAGGCCGAAUACACGAAGAACGUCUUCUUCACGAUGAAGAUGACGAGAAGGAACAACGAGCACCUGUCCUCACCAUUACCGGCUCUCUCAUAGCCAUAGCAAUAUCGGGGGUUCUUGUUGGAUUCCAUGGCGAAUUCGCGACCAACAGCGUGCAGGGACUCUGCCAGCAAGCCGUCAUUUCGCAGACUUUUGUCGGCUUCUUCAUCUUCCCCAUCAUCAGCUACGAUGUCGAGGCCCUGAAGCUGGGUGUAAAAGAUGAGCUGCCUUUUUGCAUCGCCCUAACACUAGAGAGAUGCGUACAAACGGCAUUGCUUGUUAUCCCGUUCUCGGUACUCCUCGCGUGGAUUUUGGGCAUCGACGAGAUGGAUAUGGAUUUUGGGGGGUUCCUCACCGUAGCACUGUCUAUUUCUAUUCUCCUUCUAACAUACGAAAUACAGAAUGCCAAGUCGACUUGGUUUCAAGGACUCAGACUGGUAAAAAUCUACGUUGUCAUUACACUUGCGACAUUCUACGUCCCCUGA